Molecule: messenger RNA, 1501 nt
Organism: Suillus plorans
Lineage: Eukaryota; Fungi; Basidiomycota; Agaricomycetes; Boletales; Suillaceae
Product: Alpha/Beta hydrolase protein
Exons: 10
Coding region: 58-1005 (315 amino acids)
Cellular component (GO): membrane
Molecular function (GO): palmitoyl-(protein) hydrolase activity
Source: RefSeq, a predicted model, not a curated record
UACUACAAUAGUGACCUUGUUCACCGUGACUGUAAGGCCACGACUCAUCUCGAACAUAUGCCUUCGCUGCCAUCAUUAGAGGCCUUUGCCAAGGGAACCGCCGCUACCGUAGCUGGUGUUGCAACGCUAGGCUGCGGACUACUAUAUUAUGGACAAAAUUAUCUCAUUUAUCCAUCCGCAUUCCCCCCGGGCUCUCGCAUAGAGGUCCCAGUGCCCACGGAUUUUGGACUUGAAUACCAGGAUUUACCCCUUGUCACUGAAGAUAGGUUUACUUUACGGUGCUAUCUUCUCAUGCAACGGACAGAGAUAAGCAACAGCCACGCUGCACACAUAGAUUACCCAGACCAACAGACGCAUGAAGAGUUUGCAUCCACCCGACCAACAGUUUUGAUGUUCCACGGUAAUGGCGGCAAUCACGGUCACCGGAUACCUCUCGCAAAAGUAUUCUACGUCAAAAUGCGCUGCAAUGUACUCAUGCUCUCAUACCGCGGAUAUGGUCAUUCAGAGGGUUCUCCAUCAGAAUCAGGCAUACGUAUAGAUGCUCAGACGGCCCUCGACUAUCUUGCUUCGCAUCCAUAUUUGAAAAACACUCCCGUCAUCCUUUACGGCCAGUCUAUUGGUGGUGCUGUCGCUAUUGACCUUGCAAGUCGAAAUCCAUCGAAGAUCACGGCGCUAAUCCUGGAGAACACAUUCACGAACCUCCCACGUCUCGUACCUAAAGUUCUUCCUCUUCUUAGCCCUCUUUCGUUUCUUUGCCAUCAAAAAUGGGACUCGGCUUCGAAAAUACCUCUAAUACCUCGGUCGAUGCCGAUCUUAAUGCUGAGCGGUGUUAGAGAUGAGGUUGUUCCACGCGAGCACAUGCAAGAGUUAUGGCAGAUUGUUUCGCGGCGCCAGGGUACCAAAUCUAGUGAUACAGGAAACAAAUCUGACAUGCCGGAAGUCGGUAAUGGGAAAUCGAGAUUCCUUGAAUUUGAAGGAGGACACCAUAGUGCUUUGAGCCGUUAGAAGCCCCUAACGUGGUGCUUGUUCUAUCUGAAUCCAUACGAAGUGACAUCAUGAUCAUGGCGUUGGACAGUUUUUUUUCUUUCCGCGUGUUCACACAUUCCUUCACAAACAUGCGUUCACUAUUACAUAUCAUUUCACCAUGAAGAAAGCGACUAGUUUUUGUCCAUCAUUGUUGUAACAGGGAAAACAAAGGUCUAAACAAUCGUUUUAUCCUUCGUAGCGAUACGCAACCAACGCUUCUAUUCGGUGUACAUCAGUGCUGAAGCUUCGCAACUUCACUUGCUGACUCUUGCUCGCCUCGAUCGCCAGUGGAUCAGUGUCGACCCACUCAUCUGCAGGCACGUCAGCGGAGUCAUGUGUAUAUGCAAGGAUAUUGAAGACAGUCGGCGUGUCAAUAAUUGGGAGGAAGGUCACGGUUGAUACGAUUUGUUUGAGGAUGUAGCGAAUCUCGGCUUGGAUCUCUGAUUCAGGCUUUGUAGGUGUUCUUGUAAAGCAG